Stomoxys calcitrans (stable fly) is the source of this 2219-nucleotide messenger RNA. It is a transcript of the gene AdipoR, whose product is annotated as adiponectin receptor protein. The transcript is spliced from 7 exons. Gene Ontology annotation, cellular component: plasma membrane. Gene Ontology annotation, molecular function: signaling receptor activity. Bases 187 to 1506 code for a protein of 439 amino acids. Gene Ontology annotation, biological process: adiponectin-activated signaling pathway. The record is from RefSeq and is a predicted model, not a curated record. NCBI's taxonomy places the organism in Eukaryota, Metazoa, Arthropoda, Insecta, Diptera, Muscidae.
CGAAGAGCCAAGUUGGCAUCACUUUUUCACAAUUUUCACUUGUAUCUUUUUUUGUAUUUUUUUACGUGUUUAACUGCAGAGUUAUUGUGUGGAAUUAGUGAGGAAAAAGUGUGGAACUAGUAAAUAAUAGAAAAAAGUGCCAUCAUAAGGCACACUUUAAAUCUUAAAAAAACUUUAAGAAGCAGCAUGGAUAUGGAAUCUUCAAAGAUAUUGCUGCACCGCAAUAACUCCCUUUCGGAUUACUCGGAAGUUCGGACACACGAACCGUUGAGUGACUUCGAAUCACCACUUCAUUCACGUAACGAGAAGAAAAUAAAUGAGAGUGAGUUGGGAAUACGCAGCGACGAUGAUGAUGAAUUCAUAUCGGCCGAUGUAAAAAUGAUUCUACGUAAACGUCGUGGUUGGGGCCAUGACGACUCUCUGAGUGCGAAUGAUUUGGAUUUGUUGGGGGAAGAUGAUGAUGUACUAGCCGAAGAGGAUGAUGCUGGCUGCCCAUUGCCGUCGACCCCAGAAGAUACGCAAUUAAUUGAGGCUGAGAUGACGGAAGUAUUGAAGGCUGGUGUUUUGUCCGAUGAAAUUGACUUGGGAGCUUUGGCACACAACGCAGCUGAGCAAGCCGAGGAAUUUGUCCGUAAAGUUUGGGAAGCCAGUUGGAAAGUAUGUCAUUACAAAAAUCUACCCAAGUGGCUUCAGGACAAUGAUUUCUUACAUCGUGGUCAUCGUCCUCCUUUACCUUCAUUUAGCGCAUGUUUUAAAUCCAUCUUUCGUUUGCACACCGAAACUGGCAAUAUUUGGACUCAUCUUUUGGGAUGUGUAGCAUUUAUUGGUGUAGCAUGUUAUUUUUUGUCUCGUCCAUCGGUCGAGAUACAAUUCCAGGAGAAACUAAUUUUUGGCGCAUUUUUUGUUGGAGCAAUUAUAUGCCUGGGAUUUUCAUUUGCUUUCCACACACUCAGCUGUCAUUCAGUAGAAAUUGGAAGACUGUUUUCUAAGUUAGAUUAUUGCGGUAUUGCUUUACUUAUUAUGGGCUCAUUUGUGCCCUGGCUCUACUAUGGAUUCUAUUGUCACUAUCAGCCAAAAGUAAUCUACCUGUCAGUCGUUUGUGUAUUGGGCUGUUUAUCGAUAAUUGUAUCGCUUUGGGAUAAAUUUUCGGAACCAGCAUUUCGGCCACUGAGAGCUGGAGUGUUCAUGUGCUUCGGCUUGUCAGGUGUGAUUCCAGCUAUACACUAUGGAGUGAUGGAGGGAUGGUUUAGUCAAAUUAGCCAAUCGAGUCUGGGAUGGCUAGUGUUAAUGGGCUUUCUUUACAUUUUGGGAGCAUUGCUGUAUGCCUUGCGAGUGCCGGAAAGAUGGUUCCCCGGUAAAUUUGAUUUGUGGUUUCAAUCCCAUCAAUUAUUCCAUAUUUUGGUUAUAGCUGCUGCUUUUGUACAUUAUCAUGGCAUUUCCGAAAUGGCAAUGUAUCGCGUUACCGUGGGAGAAUGCACCGUUCCCCAUGAGCCAAUCACCUUUUAAGAAUUAGGGCAAUUGCCUCCAUCAUCAUCAGCGUUACUGCAAAUGCAUAAACAAUGAAAGACAGAAAAAACCAAAUAGCAUCACAAAGUUUCCCGAACAUACAAAAUAAUGUCCAGAGCCUAUUCAUCUCUCAAUCGCGCUCUAUUGCUAUGCCAUGAACUCUCAAAUAAUGUUCAAACAUUGAGCAUCCAGUAACAUUAUCUUAUCUAAUCCAUACAAGAGAGGAAAAUGAAAUGAGAAAGUUUUCAGUAAAAGUAAAAAAGUUAAAAUCUUCAUCAUAGUCAGUUUUCCUAAAAUUCCAUCUUUUGUAAUGAGAAGUAUAGAAACGAUAUACAUAUCUAUGUAUGUCGUACAUCAUUCCCAAAACCUACAUACAUGUUGGCUUGAAUACACACAAACAUUUGUUGUGAAACAUAAAAUAUUAUUUUUAAGUUUACGCGAAGCAAAAUUACAAAAUAUAGUAUUUUUCGUAAAUCGAAUUGUUAAAAUAAAUUCAAAAUUAAAUUAUCAAAACAAAAUCUCUCCUGACUAUUUUUUGACCGAUUUCUUGUUACAAUAAUUGAAGAAUAAUGAAGGAAUGAACGAAUGAUUAACUUUUUAUCGCGCUCUCUUGAAUUCCUCACAAAAAUACAAGGCGAACAAAAUAUUGUUUAAUUUAAUUAAUAUAAUUGUAGUGAAAUAUCCGAAAUAAAUACAACAGAGAUAACAUGAAA